Molecule: messenger RNA, 1594 nt
Organism: Prosopis cineraria
Lineage: Eukaryota; Viridiplantae; Streptophyta; Magnoliopsida; Fabales; Fabaceae
Product: ubiquitin carboxyl-terminal hydrolase 27-like
Exons: 6
Coding region: 164-1030 (288 amino acids)
Biological process (GO): protein deubiquitination
Molecular function (GO): cysteine-type deubiquitinase activity
Source: RefSeq, a predicted model, not a curated record
GUGUCGCUAGCUCCUCAUAAAUCCAUCAGAAGUUUCUUCUGUCGAUUAGUGUUGAGUUUCAGUCUGCAAAAUGUUCUCUAUUCCACCAUUCGAUUUUUCCAAGGUCCUACGCUUGCUGUCUCUGAGUGUUUAAAGUUUAAACAAAUCCAAGUUGUUAGCUUAAAUGGGAAUGGAACGCAAUGUAUAUUUGGCUGCUCUGAGUCGAAGUCUUUGGCAUAGGUUUCGAACUUUUUCUCAGAUCAGUUGGCCUCUAGCCUCUGAUGUAAGUGUAUCAAUUGCUGCCCUUGUAAGUAUUAUUGGUGCGAUGUUGGCAGUGAGAGAUGGCAAAAUAGGGAUACGAACUAGCUUGCCAUGGCCGUUUGAUGGAGAGAAUAUAUCAGAGAAGUCGAUCUUCAUAGCAGGGUUGCAAAAUCUUGGGAAUAAUUGUUUCCUUAAUGUUGUUUUACAGACUUUGGCCAGCUGCUCUUGCUUCCAGACUUUUCUUAAUAGCGUGAUCCAAGAAUUUGGAACUGAGGACUUGACAGAACGGAUGCCUCUUACAUUUGCUUUGGCUAGUUUAUUACAAGAAUUGAGCUUUGUUAGUGCAGAAAAGGUUACAUUGAGUCCACAAAAGGUUAUGCUUGCCAUGUCAGAUUACAUUCCAAACUUUAAUCUCACAAGCCAGCAGGAUGCUGCUGAAGCAUUUCUUCAUCUGUUAUGCUCUCUGAGAAAUGAGUUUGGAGAUUUUUAUGCUCCAAAAGAGAGUUCUUUAGCAGACAGUUUUGGUUCUAAUCAUAGAAUUCUUACACCACUACAGAGGGUUGGGCAGACUGAGUGGGAAAGAUGGCAACAGCUGUUUCUUGGGCCAUUGGAUGGGAUUCUUGGUAGCACUUUAACCUGUCAAAGCUGUUCAUCACAGAUCUCUUUGAGUUUCGAAUCUUUUGACUGUUUGCCACUUUCACCAGUGCUUACUGGGGGUUCCACCAUUGUAUGUCUUUUAAGUGUUGAAAUAGUUUGGUUCGCUGUUAUUUUAUAUCUUAUAGUGUAUUAGAUACCUUACUUCAAUUAUUCUUAUUUUCUAUAUGGUGAUUGGAAGUUACCGAAAGGGUGCAAAUACAAUUAGCAUUUUACAAGAGUUGAUAAUGUUAAAAUUCAAGAAUAUGAAGCUCCUUUGGGUAGAGUUUGGAGUGGUGAUUUGGAUUUUAAAUUUAAAAUCUCACAUUUGACAUCCUUGUAUUUAAAAUAUUUUGUUUGGAUAGUAUAACAAAUUUCAAAUUCAAAGACAGUAGAGAAAGGAGAUGGGAAAUGAAAAUUGAAAGAGAUGAGAGGCUUAGUGUAGCUAGCAUUUCAAAUAACUAUUGCAUAAGAGGGAUUUGAAAUUACAAAGAAAUUAUAAUAAAAUAUGGAUUUAGAUCUUAAUCAAAUCCAAAUUCAUUAAAUUUUUAUGGAUCCAAAUGUUGAAUUUGGCUCAAAUCCACAUCUCCUUACAUCCAAAUGUAACAUUAAUUUUUUGAGUGGCAUGUGAUAUCUUCAAAACGGUGGCAUCCUAUGCUUCCAAGUAUCAUGGAUAUCAACCAGUGUACUAACCACUUGUAUCUUGGGUUCUGGGUUGAAG